Messenger RNA from Pelobates cultripes (western spadefoot toad), 32479 nucleotides. NCBI's taxonomy places the organism in Eukaryota, Metazoa, Chordata, Amphibia, Anura, Pelobatidae. The record is from the annotation of a GenBank genome assembly.
AUUUAACCAAUAUGUGCUUGGUGAGGUCAGAAAAGUAGUAUUAAAAAAUCAACACCACGGUCUCUGCUCAAUCUUGGAACUGAGCACCUCCAUCUUGGAUCCCUGCCAAUCGUUGUUCCAUGCUUCAGCCUUUGUACCAGUCUGUCAGCGUAGAGCCCCCACUUUCACUCCACCAACUUGUAUCAAAUAUCUUCAUGGAAGCAAAAAUGAUCAACAGACAAGAGGAAACCUAAGGGUUUAUUUAAUAAAGUGAGUAUUCAAAGUGAAUUUAAGGCCAGUUUAGCUAUAUUGAUCUUAAAUUUUAAAGUUCGUUUCAAUUCCCACUUUAGUAAAUAAAUUCUAUAAUAGUCAGUUCAAUCAUGUGUGCCCUGCCUGUGCCAAGACUGAACUAGAUUAUGAUGUUAAUUGCUAAAUUUUUAAUAUACAUUUUUAAAAGAAAACCAUCACACGAAUAAAAAAGUUAUAACACAAAUUGUAGUUAGUUUCCAACAUUUUAUUUAGUUGUCUAAGUUCUACAGAAAUUAUAGUUCCACUCGAAGAGUCAAACCUUCUCAGCUAGGUGGAGUAUUCAAGUAACAUACAUUCAUUUUCGGUUGGAAAACCAUUAGGUGGCUAGUUCGUGGUUUGUUUUUUGGAGGUGGAAAUGUGUUUUAAAAAAAAAAUAAUAAUAAUUUGUCAAAAUGAUGAAGCCCAAAUUAAUCUACUUUUGACCUAGGAAUGUAAAAGACACCCCAGGAGGAGAUAACUACUAGAAAAAGUCUACUUCUUAAUUAAAGGACCACUAUAGUGCCAGGAAAACAUACUCCUGGCACUAUAGGGUCUCUAGGUCCCCCCACCCUUAGGGUCCCCCUCCCACCGGGCUCUAGGGUGAGAAAGGGGUUGAACACUCACCUUUUCUCCACCGCCAGCUCUUUCGGCGGUGGGGACUGUUUAUAGCAGAAAGGGUUAAUCCUAGAUGGACCACUAAGCGGAAGUGGUCUGGGUGCCUAUAGUGGUCCUUUAAGUGAAGAAAGCAAAUAUAUUGCAUCCAAUUGUCCUUGUGCUGUUCACAUAACAGCCUGGGCAUCUCAUAUCUGUAAUAUUACUGGGGCAAAUUAAUUUUACUAGAAUGGCAGCUGGGGGUUUCCAGUUAAACAAACUUUCCAAAUUGAAAAUGCCAAAAAACAAAUCACUAUUUUAGUAGAUAUGCCCCCAAUGCAUAUAUUCAUGUACAGUAUUCGUUGUGGGUACAUUGUAAAAGAGCUUGCAAAAGAGGCAGUUCAUAAGAACUGCAGACUUUGCAAACCCUUCCUUCAGGGGUGUCAAGGGGCUGACCUGGGCUUGAGCGCAGAGUGGGCUCCCAAAAAGCCCCAGGUCUCCAAAAUGGCAGUUAGAAUUCUUAGUCCCCAGUCCUGCGGUUGGUCGGGAACACAAGGCACAAAUGGUUCCCACUAAAGGUCCAGCACUCUGAAAAUACUUGCCAUGAGUGCUUGAACUUCAGUGAUACUUUGACCUGGGAAACAGGUGAGCCAGAGAACUACUGCAGAUUGGCAGAACCCCAGUCCGGAUCUGAUUGUGUGCUGCAGGUGGCCACCUAAAGGCAACACAGGAGUCAGGUGCACAGAGCUCCACGAUGCAGGAUCAGGGCAGGACUCAAGACUAUGCCAACAGCAGUGGUGCAGAAAUGAUGAGCAGAGUUGCUAGGGGUCAGUCCAGACACAACUCCAGCCAAAAGCCACACCACUGCGCCACGGCUACAAGUUUCGUGUACUUAAUCAAUGUAGUGCUCCGGGCCGAAUGAGUGUGCUGCAUGCAUAGUUCAGGAAGUAACACCUCCCGAGUUACUGCAGCUCUCCCUAUAGUCCCUUCCGAUCAGGAGGUGAAUGCUAUUCUGCAAUGUAUUAGAGAGAUGGAUGCUGCACACUCGCAGCACCCAUCUAUUUAUAAUACAAUUAAGUGUAAUAUCAUUAGCAGUGCCAUGUCAUCACCGCGACCCCUUUUCCACACUUUUUGGAGUGCACCACGGUGCUACUGGUAUUUAUUUGAAGGGUAGAAUAUCACAUACGUUUCAGGUAUUCCCUUUCUCAAUGCACCAUGUCCCUUUUUGGAGUUGCAUGGGCAAUCCGCCUCUACCAUAGGGUUUAAAUGAAGGGUUUUUUUUUGUUUUGUUUUUUUAAUUUGUCAUUACCCUGUCAUGGUUUCCUACUGGUUCCUCACUUAGUGCAUUUAUAUUGUUCCCUGAUUUCCUUGUUCUUUGAUGGUUUGUUUUUUUUGUAUUUUUUUUUUUUUUUUAAAUUCUGUUUUAUGGACACUUCUGUAAUCCUGACUUGGUUAGUUAUAUCGUAUUUCUGGUGUCCUGAUCUUUGCUUGUUUUAAGUUUACGCAUUCGCUCAUUUUUAAUUUAAACCCGGCCAUUCUAAGGUUUGGUAAUAACGUCCUUUUGGUCUAGUGUUCUUGACCUAUACUUGUAAGUUGGGUAGGGUAGCCAUGACAACAAGUACAAGUGUCUUGAUGGGAUGCAGUGCACACAGAGCAUGCUGUACAUACAUAGGAAGCCAAAUCCCAGCGCACACUCAUAUACACUCUGCAUCCCAUACACACACAACGUUCCCUAUAAACACAAUGUUGGAAUCUGCUCCGCACAAAAAUUCACACUACAGAAAUGCAGAACUGGGGGCGUGGUUUGCAGCCGGAGCAAGAUGGACGUCUCCAAGUGAAGCUCCACUGGGACCACGAAGCCAAUAGCUAAUAUACGCAUUUAAAACACUUUUUUCACCUGUGUGGCUCGAAGAGUCGCCGACAUGGACAAACGCCCGCCGAAAAAACAGCCCAAAAAGCAAGUAGAACAGGGCACCACGGUGUCCGACAUGUUCGCGGCAUCCCGCGCCCUGAGAUCCACUCCUCAAGAUGGCGGAUGGCUUGAACAGCAGGUGGAGUCCACGGUUGUGGCCCACAACACUGCUACAUCCUAUAUCAACAAGCUGUCCUCGAGGCUAACGAUGGCGGAGACCACCCUAGAUGAAAUAGGGAAUAGAUCCCGAAGGAAUAAUAUUCGGCUGCGGGGCCUACCUGAAAGGGAAGGAGAGGGUUCCCUGAUGGAGGUAGUAACCGCAAUUCUAAAACCACUCAUACCGGAGGUGCCAGAACAACAAUGGCACAUUGAAAGGGCCCAUAGGGCACUCCGCCAAAAGCGGGCAGAAGAUAAACGCCCGAGAGAUAUUAUAAUUAAAUUUCUCUAUUUCCAGACAAAGGAGGCCCUAAUGAAACGCAGCCGGGAGGGCACGAUUAAAUAUGGAGAAGUGGAACUCGCCUUAUACCAGGAUUUAACGCCGGCGACCCUCCAGAAGCAGCGAUCAUGGCGUCCGGUGACGGAGAUUCUGCAGAAGCAUAGGGUGAGGUACGCAUGGGGCUUCCCCUUUCGACUCCUGACAUUCCAUGAAGGGCGCACCAAGACUCUAAACACCGAUGGCGAUCCAGGAGAGUUUCUACGGAGCCUGGGGAUCUAGGACCCUGUCGACAUGGCGGCGUUUCCCCCGGUAGAUGAGUUACAGCCCCUCCCGCGCGAAUGGUAUGCAGCGGGAGAAUGAGGCUCCUGGUCCUCGGCGGACUCAGCGGUACCAGUGACUGGCAGGAGGGAACCCCCGGUUCGCUUAGAAGUGGGGAUGGGUUAGAGCCUAGAUGUUGGGGAGGUGGAAGCUGGGCCCCGGCUCGAACAAGGGAGCCCCCAUGCCGAGCGGAAUUCCCUUUUUUCUUUUUCUUCGUGAGGGGUUUUGUGUUUUAUGGUUAUUUUUGACCUCAGUUGAGAGAGGGGAGAGCUCCUGGCUUUAGCCAACGUAGAAUCUCGCAGGCAUUUCGACCCCUUUUGGGUGGGCUAGGGAUGUGCGGCUCUAUUGCCGGUUGCGGAGGGCGAGCGGCCCGUAGCCCCUCCAGACCUCCCCCUGUGUUGCGGGAAACUGGGUUUUCCGGGUGAUCCAGACUCAUUUAUUACUGUGUUUUGUCCAGGACUCUGUGAUUAUGAUUGUGGUUUUUUAGGUUUUUUUUUUUUUUGUUUGUUUUUCUUCUCUCUCCCUUGUUUACUGGUGUGAUUACAUAUGGGAAGGUGCGCUUUUAAGCAAAGGAAUAUACAUGAGUGGGGAAGGGGCUGUCAGGGGAUUUAGGGCUUGUGCACAAUCCUACUUGGGGGUUUUGAGCCGUUGCCAGCCAACUGGCUGGGGCCCAACAUUCUCCGCCUUUUAAAAGGAUCUCGGGUCAAAAAGCGAUCCUGCUAUAUGCCGGUGGUGGGGUGGGGGCGCCGUAGAGGCCUGUCAGGGGGAGGGAACGGCCCACGGGCAGAGGCACAUGCCCCGACGUUGUUGUAUUCUGGCUUGGGUUACGGAAGGAGGAGGGACAACGGGUGUGUUACGUGCCAGUUAUGUUCUGGUAGGACAAUGGAGGCGAUGGAUCCGGUCGGGCUUCGGGGGCGGGAUUAUACGGGCCACCAUGGAAGGGCCGCGGUCGGGGGCACCAAACUUCCUCGACUAUUUCAGAGGAGCUCAUAUAUAUGUAUGCAAGAACUAUGUCCUACUGCCCCAUAAUACAAUACAACAUGCCUAGGAUCCAUUACCACAACUCUGGCUUUUUGCGGAGGCUUCCAACCUGGUCCCCUCACUGAAUGGCUGGUUGACGGCCCUCCACAUUAGAUACUGGUAUUAGCAAGAGAAGGAGGGGAGGGGGAUAAGGGAGGAGAAGAAGAAGGGGAGGGGGGGAGAGGGAAGGGAAGAAAAAAAAGUGAAAAAAAAGAGGACAUAAUGUUUAAAAAAAAUAAAUAAAUAAAUUAAAGAAUGAAAAGGGAGAGAAAGGGGGGAGAGGCCUAUAUCCCAUAUAAGAAAUAAUGGGCGAUAAAAUAUGGGAGAGGAUCUUGGGCUGAUAACUGCGCCCAUUGAGGCGGCUCUACUGUUUUUAUUAUAUUCGUUACAAGCCACACAGGUGGUGGUGUUUAUUUUUGAUGUUUCAGUUGGCACUGACACAGUGCCCACAUGCCCCGUACACCCCAGGGUUCUUGGAAGCACUGGGGGUGGCGGGACAUUUACCCCAAUCGUGCCUGGCUACAGGUAAGCCCAGGCGAUUUAUGUACAUAGUUUACUUUUUCUUACUCUUUUUUCUACCCUCCUUCUAUCCUAUCUCUUCUCUCUCUUACCCCCUCCCUUCCUCUACACUCCCCGGGGGAACGGAUGGGGAAGGCCCAGGGGCUCAUUCUAGUAAUCAAGGUGCCAGUAUGUUUAGUUGUGGGUGGCACACCACGGAUUUACCCAUGCCUAUUAGGUUAAUAUCUUUAAAUGUUAAGGGCUUGAAUGCACCUAAGAAAAGACGGCUCAUGUUUAGGGAAGUGAAGCGUUUGAACCCAGAUAUAGCCUUCCUACAGGAGACACAUCUACCUAAAACGGCCAAUUUCGCUCUCAAAGAUUAUACAUACAAUACCACAUAUGAAGCGAGAGCCCUCAAUAAACGGAAUGGCGUAGCCAUCCUGAUACAUCGGAGGUGCCCGAUCAGAAUUAGUGAAGUUAGAAUCGACCCAGGGCGCCGCUUUGUAUUAGUGUCGGGAUUCUUGUAUUCCCACGCGAUUCAUAUCCUCAAUUUAUAUGCCCCCAACGAUCCGUCUAGGGAGUUUUGGGAGGAACUUACUCGCACUGUCAACACACUCACGAAGGGAAUGGUAAUAGUGGGGGGGCGAUUUCAACGCGGCUCCAUCCCCGGCGGUGGACAGGGGACCCUGUAAGGGAAUUCCCCGAUCCUACAGAAGGGGCGGACAAGAUAAACUAUUGCACACAUUCAUACAACAAACAGGGCUUAUAGAUAUUUGGAGAGCUCAACACCCAGAUGAGAAGGAUUAUACCUUUUACUCACAGCCACACGACACAUAUUCCAGAACUGACUUCUUUUUAGUAAACUCCCAAGUUGUCUCUAGGGUCUCGGAGUCAUUUUGUAUGUAUUCUGUGAAUGUCUGCCAAUGGUUAUGUACGUAAUGUAUAAGAUGUACUGUGUUGGAAAGAAUAAAAAAAAAGAAAAGAAAUGCAGAACUACUCUCAAUAAACCUGUAGAAACACAAAUGCUGGCCAUCCAAAACGGCACAUAAGACGCCCAUUAUUAUUCAAAAGUAACCCAAACUACUAUUAAGCUCAUAAGCCAGUGACUUGUUACACACACACGCAAUCCUUUAACCCCUUAAGGACACACGACAUGUGUGACAUGUCAUGAUUCCCUUUUAUUCCAGAAGUUUGGUCCUUUAGGGGUUAAAGAAAUAUCAGAUCAAAAUGCAACACUGUAUUAACAACCUGACUGCAGCACAAUAGUGUCCACACACAUACUGCAUCACCAGGACACACAAUACAUUCCUUACGCACACACAGACUGAAUUACCAGCAAUAGCACACUGCAUUCUCUACAUACACACUAAAUCCCUUCUAAAUACACGCUCUGUGGAGUAGUAGGUUUGUGCUGUAGGGGCCGUAGAGAGACAAACUGCCCCUUUAGCACACACACAAUCACACCUUUUAAACACCUUAACAAAACCGUUUCUGGUAUCACCAUAAGUAGUAUACCAGAGGGCAGUCACUUGCAAUUGUGAGGUUUAUUACAGUGGAAAUCUGUGAUACUGACAUACAAAAUUCAAGUUGCUCUCUGAUUUAUAGCGGUGUAGCGCUAUGAUUCACUACCUAUGCCCAUAUAUAAUGCUGUAUAUAACCUAAACUUCCUGUUUAUUUUCUUACUAGGGAGUUCAGUUUUAUAGAUUCUGUUAUUACCGUAGGAUUUUGUUUGUGCCUGUGUGUGCUUCUGCAUGUCUGUCUGCACACCUGUGUGUAUGUUACUGUGUAAGCAACACUGUGUGUGCCAAGAGGCAUGUUAAAAGGUGGAAUUGGGUUGGGGCUUUAUGAAGGGGUCACCAAAUAGCUUUUGGGCUCAAGCCUUUCAGACUUUCUCAUUGAGAAGUCUCUGAAGCUAUCUCUCCAUGCACGCACAUUUGCCUGCUUAUGCGUGCGCACUGCAAAGCUUUCAGAAUGAAUGCUGAUCUAAGGUCUGAAAACAUGUAUGCGGCCGUGGUCGAGCAGAGACGUAAUUCUGGCCCUGGACUACUAAACAGUGCAUGACUGGUAGCAGAGCAAGAUAAUGACCAGGGCCGGAUUAACACAGGAGCUAAUGGAGCUUAAGCUCCAGGCCCAUGCAUAUGGAAUAAGCCCAUUAAGUAAAAAAAUAAAAGGAAUAAAAAAUAAAAAAAUUUUUUUUUUUUUUCCCCUUAAACUACUCUUCACAUGCUCUUGCUUAAGGACGUGUGACCUGUCAUGAUUCCCUUUUAUUCCAGAAGUUUGGUCCUUAAGGGGUUAAGUAUGGAAACGUAAAAUAGAUGUAGGGGAACAACACUGGUGUGGACUGACUGACAAUUAAAUUAGUUAAGGUAAAGCUGACUUUGCGCACUAUGCAAAUGCUCUUGCUGCUUCAGUCUCUCUAACACUGUGGCAUGUUCACUUUCUUCUACAUACAUUUUUUCUUUGUCCCAGACUGUAUAACAGUAGCUUCUGCCUGCUAGUAAGGUUAGGAGAGGAGUGGACCAGCGAGUGCUAGGGGACAGUCCUUAGAAAGUGUAGAGCAAGCACAUCGUUAGACACAUUUUAUGCCAAGCUCAGGGUGCUUCACACCAGACUGGCCAACUAAUUAUUUGUGCAGACACCCCCUCUUUUGGGGCAUUUUUUUCUUCCUCUCUCUCUUCUCUCUCUCCCUCCUCUCUCUCUCCCCCCUCUCUCUCCCCCCCUUCCCCUCUCUCCAGCCCCUCCCCCCCUCUCUCCUCCCCCCUGUAGAGCUUCACAUCUUACCACAUUUCUCUCACCUCCCCCCCUCUCACCCAGACUCCCAACUAAUUAUUUCUCUCUUCCCCCCUCCUUCCCCUCUCUUUUUUCUUCCUCUCUCUCUUCUCUCUCUCCCUCCUCUCUCUCUCUCUCUCUCCCCUCUCUCUCUCUCCCCUCUCUCCCUCUCCUCCCCUCUCUUUCCCUCUCUCCUCUCUCUUCUCUUCCCCUUCUCUCUCUCUCCCUCUCCUCUCUCCCUCCUCCCCUCUCUCUUUCUCCUCCCCUCUCUCUUCUCUCUCUCUCUCUCUCUUCUCUCUCUUCUCUCUCUUUCCUCUCUCUCUCUUCCUCCCUCUCUCUCUUCCUCUUCCUCUCUUCCCUCUCUCUUCCUCUCCCUCUCUCCCUCUCUUCUGCUCUCUCUCCUCUUCCUCUCUUGCUCUCUCUCUCUCUCUCUCUCCUCUCCUCUCUCUCUCUCUCUGCCUCCCCCCUCUCUCUCUCUCUUUCUUGCCUCCCCCCCUCUCGUGAUAUCAAGUCCUGUAAUGCGAUGCAUAUAUAAUUAAUUAUGCAAAUUAGUAUAGCCUGUCUGUUUUUCAAAGCAAGGUAAGCUGCCUAAACUAGAUAGAAUGAGCCAACGUGCUGACUGCACACUGCUCCUUUCUAAUGUCAUUACAUUUGCUGCAUGUAUGGGUUUUACUCCAAGGCUUAUAAAAAUGAUUUCCACGUUUUAAUUUUUCUUUAGGCAAGCUUCUUGUACCUCAACUUUAAUGUUUUUUGUGGGUGGCCAUUUUUGCACUGGGUAAAAAAUACUGGUGUAUAUGUUGGUACAAGCAGACAAACUCUUCUGCAAUACAACUUUAUUAAUUUAAUAUAUCUUUCUACAUUCAGGAUAUGAUUCACGUUAUGCUCUCCCUGUGUUUUACUAGUCUGCAUGUUCUGUGUGGUUACAUGUGAAGAAUGAAUGGGAAGGCCUGUGUUUCAACACGUACCAGCCCUGGAUGGUAUUGGGAAACCUGACACGUAUGGGUUGGGCGUCUUUAACUGUAAUUCUUGCACUUCAGAAUGUUUCACACUUCCACCUGUGAGUUGCCUUUUGUGUAAAGGAAUCUUUCUUCAUUUUUUGUUUAAUUUUUUUUUUUUUUUCUACCAUCUCUUAUUUCUAAGCAGCAAACGGUGAAGACACAAUCUGUCCACUGAGGACAUGGGGAUCCUUUACUCUGAGGUAUGUUAAACUUUAAUUAUUUAUGAGCCAGAAGCAAGUCUAGCAGCAGGUAACAAAAUACCUGAUUUUAUCAGUUCUACCUCUCUAGACAAAGGUGACACCUUGUAUGUAAGAACAUGGAUGUGCUAGGGGAUAAAGGUAACUAGUAGAUUGCAGUUGCAUUAAAGUUGUACGUAAUUUGUAAUUUAACUUGUUGUUUGUUUUUUUUUUUUUUUAACAAAGUAGAGCAAAGUGGGUAGAAACAACGUCCAAGGUUGAUGUGUAAAAAAACCAAAACAAACCAAACAAAAAAAAGAAGAGUGUCUGGAUAAGUUAAUUAAUCUUUUGGGUAUGGAAAUUAGGAUGGUCAGGCAAAGCAUCAUGGGAAUUGUAGUUGCGCAACAGUUGGGUAUCUCCCUUUUGACAUCUAUUAGAAAUGUUUACACUGAUAAUUUAUAGUAUUAUGGUAUAGUAAUGCAUAUACAUAUGUGUAUUGACGAGGAUAUAUUGAUUUAAUGAUGAAAAUGGUGGUCUAAUAGCAAAAUAUGCCUAGUAUAUAUUCAAGACAUCUGAAAUUUGAUAAAAUACUUAUUGGAAGUAAACAUGUAUACUAUACUUCUUAAAGGGUUAAAUGAUUAAAUAUGAUGUCUUGUUUGCAGUAUUAGAUGGAAGUGAGCGUGUAAUUGAAUGUUUGGUUUUGUUUUGUCCCCGUGUGUUUACUUUCUAGCUCUCUUACAAUGCAAAGAAAUAUUCAGUUCUUACACUUUUGCAUUACACCUACAGCAGUACGGUUGGUUUAUUCAGCGAACCUGAAUUGUGUGAAAGGAGAUUGAAUUGCAAACUUAAGGACAAACUAGUCAAGUGUACAACUAUAAAUAAGGUGCGCUGUGUCUUUAAGACAUAAAUUUCAAAAAGUGCCACAAGUGCUAAAUAUGAUAAAGUGCAAAAUAAUACAAGGUGCAGUCUGUGUAUAGGGUGGGUCUUCUCCAAAUAACAAACCAUACAUGUAAGGGAGAAACACAAGUAUAUAAACAAUAAUAGUGUAAAUCCGUUUAAAAAAACAAUAUCAAAAUUAAAAAGGGGGGAGGUGGGGGAAAGGUGCACUCACAAAGGUAGAGCAGAUUGAAGCCAUAGAUAACUUUCAAUAACAAUAGUGCAGCUUGUUUAUUAUAGCCUAGAUUUUGCAGUGCACUACAUUGUGGUUUACUGUUUCAGAUAAUAAACAAGUUGAUAAUAUCACAAGUUUGAGUUUUGUGAAUGUGCCCUGUCAUUAAAUUAAAAACAAAACACAGAAGUAACCCCUCAGAAAUAAAAGGCCAGCAUGACACAAAAUUUCCAUCAUUGCCCUUACGGGGUUAAGAGUUUUUUUUUUUCUAAACAGAAUGUGAGUAGCUAUAGAACAAGGAUGCCCCAGAUGUCCUAAAACUACAACUUCCAUGAUGCUUCGUCAUUCUAUAAAGGCAUACAUAGCACCAUGGGAGUUGUAGUUGUACAACAUCCGGGGAUCUACCUUUUGUGCACCCCUGCUACAGAACAUACCAGACAUUUCUUAUGAUGUGCAUGGUGCUAGUCACAGGGAGCAAGCAAUGUAUGGGUUUGACAGAUGGAGGUUGCUGGAGUUGACCUGCACAACAUCAUUGAGCCUUCUUUAGAGAUCUGUGCAUAACUAUGAGACACAGGUUCUUUCCCAUGACUCCGUUGCCACUAUGGUCUCCUCCAGAGACAUCCAUACAUUCUCAUUCUAGUAUUUAAUUUUUUAUUGCUGUGAUCUCUGGACCACCAAACUUACAGAGGUGUAAAAUGGAUGAAGACCCUAUUCUAUAUAAAAUACUAUACACUAAAACGAAUACUGUCAUAUUCUAUACUAUACUAUACUAUACCAUAAUACUAUAACAUAACUGCCACUUCUGCAAUAGUGACAGUUCCCCAUUCCCUCGCCCAAAUGAAUGGUAUUGUGUUUAUUGGGGUUAGGAAAGGAAUGCAGAUAAAUAUAAAACAUCCUUACUGCUACAGCACUCCUGGGACAUAGCCAGAUUACUCAUAAGGCAGCAUAGGUGUUCUAUCUGUAAGGGGGUCCUCUCUGAGUUGACGGGCAGAUAAAAAAAGAAAAAAAAAUGUCCCUGCUUAGGCCUGAGCCUCCUCUUUUGCUCAAGGAAGCUUUGUGGUCUGCACCUCUUGGGUGCAGAUCACUUUAAGAGCUCCUUCACUGUCCUCCAUCAACAUUGACUGAAUGCUGAGACCGUGUGGAAGCUCUUAAAGUGACUUGCACCUAAUACCAGUGCAGAUUACAACACUCCCUCAUCUGGGAUCCUUUUUUCAGUGUGCAUCCACUGGACCAUCAUGAAAAGAUAAGUAGGAGAGGGGCAAACACACACAGACAACAGUUAGACACACACAACAAGACAACAAAUUAGGCAGCAAUAUGCAAUGUCAAUCUGCAGUUGCUAAGGCCAGUAAGAUUUUGUCAUUUAUAAAUAGGGGCAUAAAUUCUCGGGAUGAAAAUAUAAUUUUGCCUCUUUAUAAAUCGCUGGUAAGACCACACCUUGAAUAUGCUGUGCAAUUUUGGGCGCCUGUUCUAAAGAAGGAUAUCAUGGUACUGGAGAGGGUCCAGAGACGAGCUACAACAUUGAUAAAAGGAAUGGAGCAUUUUAGUUAUGAAGAAAGGUUAAAAAAAAUUAAUCUGUUUAGUUUGGGAAAAAGGCGCCUUAUGAUAACUUUAUACAAAUAUAUUCGGGGCCAGUACAAACGUUUAUGUGGAAAUCUAUUCAUAAACAGGGCUAUAAAUAGGACACGAGGUCACACAUUUAGGCUGGAAGAAAGGAGAUUUCAUCUAAGGCAAAGAAAAGUUUUUUUUACAGUAAGAACAAUAAGGAUAUGGAAUUCUCUGCCUGAAGAGGUGGUUUUGUCAGUCCAUACAGAUGUUUAAACUGACAUUGGAUAAAUACUUACAAAAACAUAACAUACAGGGAUAUAAUUUCUAAUUAGUGGGGUAAUAGCUGCUUGAUCCAAGGAGACAUCUGACUGCUAUUUUGUGGUCAAGAAGGAAUUUUUUCCUAGUUUGUGGCAAAAUUGGAAGCGCUUCAGAUCAGGUUUUUUGCCUUCUUUUGGAUCAACAGCAACAACAUUUCUGAGGCUGAACUUGAUGGACGCAAGUCUCUUUUCAGCUAUGUAACUAUGUAACUCCUCCACACACAAGCCACUGCAGACAUAACACUCAACCAGCACACAAAGGGGUUCUCUGCCUCCUCCUCCCACACAACUCAGCCAAUAAACACACACUCUUACACACAACACUAAUAGAACAGAGCCCAGGACUCUAGGAGGGGCCCCAACCUGGCAUCCUGCCUCAGGCCCUGGGCAACACAAAUUUGUCUAUGUUCUGAGGUCCCCUCUGGCAAUUCCAGCCUGACAAACAAAAUAAAAAAGGGGGGGGGGAGAGAGAGGGGACAUGCAGAACACGCAGUGGUGAUGUUGUAAAGACACAACAUAUGUUUAAAGAUUUAAGGAACAGUGUUUUACUUAAAAUCUACUAUCUUGGCAAACAAACAUGGGAAUUAGGUUACACCAUUCGGCCAUAUAAUCCGCUACGCAACAGUUCCACAAAAUAAAGCAAAAUAAACGUUCGAGAUUAGUAAAUAAAACACUAGCACAACCCAAGUAAAUUUUAGUUGGCUAUUGAUUUGUGCAAAAACUAAAAAUUUAAUUCGCUUUGUUUGUCUUUUGUUUGAUGGGUGACUGCAUUAGGGCCUUAAAAUUCAAACACUUUUAACAUGUCUGUUCCUGAAAUGGUUAAAGGAAUUGUUAAUAAAUAAUGAGUGUCCCUGGUUCCUCUGUGUGUGCAAGAAGAAUCCACUCCAUUAUCUAGUCACUGGGAAGAUUAGUCAGAUGUGACUAAUCACCAACAUGACUGUUUUGAUCUAGGUGUGCUGCUGUUUGGUCAGUACGCCUAUUCUCUGUUUAGGAAAAUGUGGUAAUACCAGUUGCAGCUUCUCAUAAAAUAAUAAUGUAGAGUACCUUGAGCACAUUUUUUUUUAGAUAAGGAGACUUUACUGUCACUUUACUUCUCAAUGGCAACUGCUUACUUUUGCAAACAUUCCAAGUGCCUCUUUUUAGUAGAGACCAUCCAUAUUUGGUCCCAGAUCACCCUGUUCCUCUUUUCUAUCCUAAUGUUCUUCUGUUUUGGAGCUCCAUAUUGUUGGUGUGGCUGAGUAUAUACCAGAGCUCCACUGCAAUGCUCACAUGACUGCAGACCACAAACUGCCUUGCAGUAUAGUUAGGGGCAAGGGACGGCCAACAGUCUGGGAGAUCUUUUGAUCUGAUGAGCAGAAUUUUAACCACUCUUGCUAAAGAGGGUUUGUAAGGCACCUGGGUUUGUUCAGCUCUGCAAAUAUCUACUCUAGGACAGUUUUAGUUCAAAUUGUGUAUGGUCAUAGCAGAUAAGUUGUACUUCUGACCAAAGAGAGUCAAAGAAGGUUGUAACUGCUGGCACAAGGAUGAGCUAGCUGUACUAAAGAGUUCCUAAAGUUGUAUGUAUUCAUUACAAAAUAAUAAAUAAAAAAAGCUAUGAUACAUGCAAAAUGUUGAUUUCAGUAAUAAUAAAUUGAGUUUUCCUUUAAUUUUGGAAAUUGGUCAUCCCACUAAAAAUUAAACGAGUAAACCAUGUUUUUAUUUAAUAACCGAAAACUGAGGAAAAAAUAAAGGCACUCAACGUGCUGUAAAAACAUGAGCAGCAAAAACUGCACCUCCUCAGAACAGUUGCCAUAGAUUAAAAAUAUACCAAAGUAAGGAUCUGCUCUAAAAUAUAUAUCAUCUGUCCAAUGUUAUCAAAACCGUGAUGAGCAUGUAAGAGAAAAUACAUAAAAAUAUGGUGCAAAUCAUUAAAUAUUAGGUACACACCUCACAUAAAUAAUGGUGCUAAUAAUUACAACACAUUGUACUAUACACUGAUCAGCCACGUAUUGGGAAGCAAGUGAAUAGUCCGUUCUUUUCAUGUGUUGGAAGCCAGAAGAAUGGGCAAGCGAAAAGAUCGGAGUGACUUUGACAAGAGCCAAAUAGUGAUGACUAGAUAAGAGUCAAAGCAUCUCCAAAAUAGCAAGUCUUGUGGAGUGUUUCCUGCAUUCAGUGGUUGGUGCAAGGAAGAACAACCGGUGAACCGGCCUCCGUGUCAUGGACGUCCAAGGAUCAUUGAUGAACAUGAGAAACGAAGGCCAUUUGGUCAGAUCACAUGAAAGAGUUACUGUAGCUCAAAUUGCUUAAACAAAACGAAUGCUGGCCACGAUCAAAAGGUGUCAGAACACAUAGUGCAUCAAAUAUGGGGCCGAGUACCCUCAAAUCGGCCAGAGUGCUCAUGGGGACCCCUGCCCACCACCUAAAGCAUCUUCAAUGGGGAUGUGUACGUCAGAACUGGACCAUGGAGCAGUGGAAGAAGGUUGCCUGGUCUGAUGAAUCUAGUUUUCUUUUAAAUCAGGUGGCUGGCCAGAUGUGCGUGUCAUUUACCUGGGAAGAGAUAGCAGCAGGAUGCAAUAUGGGUUUAGGGCUGGCUGGCGAGCCAGUAUUAUGCUCUGGGCAAUGUACUGCUGUGAAAUCUUGGGUCUUGGCACUCAUGUGGAUAUUAAUUUGACACAUACCACGUACUUAAGUAUUGUUGCACCCCUUCAUGGCAAUGAUGUUCUCUGAUGCAAAAAAAUUUCGGAAAUGGUUUGAGGAGCAUGACAAAGAAUCAAGGUGUUGCCUUGGCUUACAAAUUCCCCAGAUCUCAAUCCGAUUUUUGAGCAUGUGUAGAAUGUGCUGGAACAGCAAAUCCCAUCCAUAGAGACCCCACCUCACAGCUUGCAAGACAAAGUAUCUGCUGCUAAUGUCUUGGUGCCACAUACCACAGGACACUUCCAGAAGUCUUGUGGAGUCCAUAUCUUUAUGAAUCAGAGCUAUUUUGGCAGCAUGAGGGGCACCUAUACGAUAUUAGGCAGGUGUUAUUUUAAUGCUGGGUAUCUCUCUCUAAGUUAUAAUGUACAAUAGUGCAAGAAAUCUAAAUAAACAGAAGUAAUGUAUGGCUGUGUUGGAAUUCGGUUAAACUAGAACCAACUAAAGUGGUAAAUUCAGAGAGAAGAUUGAAAUACAGCUGCCAGGGCAAAAAGUAAUGCCAAGUUUCCAAGCAGUUACAAGAAUCAGAGCAGACUCUGCUCUAUGUUCAGCAUAUAGAAAGCAUGGAGACCUUUGCUCUGGACCUGGGACUCAUACUUUAAGGGACCCUGCUGGUGUGGGAGUUGCACUCACACAGGCUUCCACCUCUGUGCAAGCAGGUGCUUAGAUGUGACAUCAUAUCCUGGCACACACAAUCUGUGCUAGCAGAGCAUGCAGGGAAAGUAAGAGGAAAGCAUGUGUUGGUCAAUACUAGCCUUUUCUGGACUCCAGGGACAGUAGUCUGGAGCUUUCCCACUUCUUUCCAAAGAGUAGAGGGAAUGAUAUUAGAAUUUUGGAUUUGCUAGUGUAUGCGUGUCAGACACAAUCACUGACAUGCAUACGUACUAAUUUACAUACACUCGAAUUAGGUCAUUUCUUUUUUUUUUCUUUUCUUUUUUUUUCUUUCAUUGCUAGUUUAUCUAUUAUUUCAUAUCUGCGUGUUUAUGUAUUAUUGUUAAUUUUGUUUGUGUACUCUGCAGGGAGUACUGUUAUAGUAUAGUCCUAGUGCCUUAAACCUAGUACAAGCAUUAUUAUUAUUAUUAUUAUUAUUAUUAUUAUUAUUAUUAUUAUUAUUAUAAAGCGCCAACAAAUUACGCAGCGCUGUACAAUGGGUGCACUAACAAACAAGUAUAUGUGACCAGAUGGGUUGGAUGCACAGGAACAGAGGGGUUGAGGGCGCUGCUCAAUGAGCUUAUGAGCUAGUGGAUUAAUGAUGUGCUUACGCUACACUUGUUGGGAACACUUCCCUAGUGUCCCCAAAGUCGAAAUCGUGGGACAGGAGCUGAAAAUUGGGACUGUCACACAAACUCUGAUAGUGUUUGUGUGACUUUUUAUAUCUGUAUGUAUGCAUGUCAACAUGUAUCUAUGCAUUUUAGGGUGUCUGUGUAUGCUUGUGUGAAUGUGUUGCAGAGUAGCAAGUUAUGUAUGUGUUUCUGGCUAAUUAUAUGUAUGUGAUUGGAUAAAUAUUUUUAUGUAUGCCCUGUUGGAUUAAAGGGACUUGUUAUGUAUAUGUGAAUAGGGCCUGGACCCUGCAAAUGGUAAUGGUGAACCUGUGCUUUAUGUUGAACAAGUUUUAAAAAAUAUUAAAUAUUUAAGUGGCUCUGUCACUUUUCAGUAUUUUAUGCAGAUAAAAUCUUUAUGAAAUACUGAUCGAGAUUUUGUUGGAAUUUCACUGAAAUUCCAACGCAAUCCAAAAACGAUAUAAGACAAAGUAGGUUUAACAAAAGGCAGAGCUCCACCAUCAACUUCCGUCCAUUCACAUUUAAUGGCUGUGGGAUUCAGACAUGGACCUAGGGAGGCUACCAUGGACUUGUAUCCUUCAUAGGCUUCUGUGCUGAUCCAUCACCUUGCAAAAGAAGCACCAGGAGCAGAAAAGGGCUGCACCACAAGGGGCAGCUCAAGAUAAAUAAAGCUUACUUCACCUGCCCCCCGCGGCCACCAGACCUACACUGGAUCUGUUGAUUUUUGGAAAUUUAUGAAAAAUACAAGAUCCUCGAAAGUGACAUCUGCUUUAAUAAAAUAGAAUGUCUAAAACAAACCCUCUGGAUUAUGUUCCCUUACUUUGUAUGAGAAAGACCAUUGCAAAUUUAUAUCUAUAUAAACCGAUAUUACACAUUACACCACUUAUUAAAACCGCACUAAAUUCCUAAUUAAAGGGAUACAAUUGUAGCUUGCUCACAAUAUGUUGAUAAUUGGUUUGGUACAACUCUGUUUUUAGGAAAUAAACCUCUUACAUUCUGUCAUGUUCUCUUUGGGGAUAGCUCCUCUUUGAUGUACAAUGUAAUUCUAGAUCUGUGCCAUGCUAAUGUUGUGUUUGCUUUUUUGUUUUCUUAGCCAAUCUGCCAAGCUUCAUAUCAGAAUAACCUAGAUGAAGUCAAGCUCUUGCUAGAUGAAGACAUCAAAGUCUUAAAUGUACGUGAUCGCUUUGGGGGAGAUACUCCUCUGAUAUGUGCCUGUAAAAAAGGACACGUUCGAGUGGCAAGUUAUUUACUGUCCAUGAAAGCGGAUAUAAACCUCACAAAUGAUGUAAGUACUAAAUCUAUCAAUGUUCUCACAAUGUGAUUUCAUAAUUCAAUACACUGCUUGUACACUCUUACAUGUUAAUUUGGUUCCCAAUCAAAUCCUGAAGAACAAAUACUCUUGGGCUUAAAUGGACAUGAACAUUCAUCACUCAACCUUUUGCUUUUUUUUUUUUUUUAAACAACCAAGCAAACACUUUAAGCAAAUAUACAAACAAAAUAAAGGAAGAAAAACUUUGCAAAGUAUGGAAUAAAUGUUUAAACGUGGUAUAAAUUUUGGUUAGAAUGCAUUGUUGGGCACGCCUUCUACCUAGGGGACAUUCUACCGUAUUAAUGGUGUAAUUGUUUUAGGAUAUUGGCACAUAGUGUCGUGUACAUUGAUCAGUAGAUAACAUUAUUGCAGUUCAUCUACAGAGUUUUUUUUGGCUGCAAACCUGUGAUGAGUAGUGAUUGCCAGGUAUUGUAGAGACUUGGCAAAAACUAAAAAUAGAUACAUUCUUUAGCUCUGCUCUAUUGUCCAGAAAUGACUAUCCCGUUGCCAAUCCCCUGGUUUAGUAAAUAAAUUCAAAGUGUCCAAGAUUGAUAACUACUGUCCUCUUUAUUGAAGAAAGAUUACUACUUUUUGUUCAAGUGCACAGUUUGGAAUCCGCUUUUGCAGCAGGCUGUUUUUUGUUUUUUUUAAUUACAAACAAUCCUAUAUACAUAUUACUUUUGGAAACCAGACCUAUAAAUCAAAAUCAAGUUUUAUAUAAUCCACUUUUGUAGAACUACAAUCUUUUUAUGAUUGCAAAAACAGUUAACCACAUUUCAGUUAUUCAAGAAUAUUUAUUUCAAGUUAAAUGGCAGGUGAAGGUGACCUACUGUUUGUUUUAUCCCAUUACUAUGCCUGCAGAAAGAAAGGACAUGUUUGCACUAUGCUGUAAGACGAAGAUUUACAUUCCUGGACUACCUGCUAAUAAUUAUUUUAAUGCCGGUUUUGCUUGUUGGAUAUCUUAUCAUGGUAAGUGCACACUGAUAAGUGUUUUUUUGGGUUUUUUUUCAUAGUAUGCCAAUUUAUUCCAUGGUAACUCCUAGCCUGUAGGAAUUUUCUUUACAAAGAUUUAUUCAAUGGUUGGAAGAUGUGAUGUUUACUGAAAGUAUAACAUUUUAUUUUACAGAUUUACUUGUACUUCUAAUAACUUUAAGAAUUAAUGUAGUGUGGGUUUAUAUUUUUUUGUUUGUUUGUUUUAAGGUAGGAUGAUCGCUAGGGAGGUAAAAACAAGUAAUUUUUUUUUCUAGUAGGUUUCCAACACUUGAGAAUAUCUGGCCACAUGGUCUGGGACAGAAAAAGGCACUUUUGAUCAAGAGGAUUAACCACUAUGUGUGUAUGUGUUCCAAGUAGAUUUUGGACGCCUGGCUCUGAAAUAUAUAUUGUAAACCGGUGGUACAAAAGUAUACGGAGACCAAUGGACUAGGUGUUCCACAUUUUAAUUAUUAUAUGGAUUUAGACUGACAUACAGGAUUAGUAAGAAAAGAAGGUCCUGUCUAAAUGAGCUUACAAACAUGUUUGUCUUGUUUACUUAUUGUACAGUGCUAUGGAGUAUGUUGACGCUAUUUAAAUAACUGUAAUUUAGCACAGCAGAUGGGCACGAGGGCUUGAAGAUGCCGAAGUCAUCUUUGUAAAAAUGGGAUGAAAGUGUUUGUUUUUUUUAGUUUUUUUUUUAACAAUCGUACUGCUCUUUCCUAGUAAAUUAACCCUUUGCACACUGCUGACAAAGAGAGGAAAGGUGAAGACCACAUGGUUACUUGGGGGUUCUGACGAUCACAUUUCCUUAUUUAUUUGCUUCUUUUAAAAGGGACCUGAUCAUGUGUUCCCCCCCAGCACCUCCUUCCCCCCCUCUCCCUAGCCUCUCCUCCUCUUUCUCUCCACCAGCAUCUGAUUCCAUUCCGCUGCUGUGAGGAGGUGAGGGCACAAGGGAGCACUGACUUACCUGCUGUUCCAGCACUGCUCCCUCUGCUGAUGCCGCCGAGAGACAGGAAAUGACGUCAAUAAGGUGGCGCCGCCUGAUAGACGUAAUUUCCUGUCUCCCGGCGGCAUCAGUGGAGGGAGCAGUGCUGGAACAGCGCUUAAGUCAGUGCUCCCUCGCAGCCCUCCAUCCAUCCCACCAACGAUACGAAAGCAGAGUAGGCACCUGCCGUUUUGGGCAGGCAGGUGCCUGCUCUGCAUUGCUGCCGGGGGGCCUAAGUCUGGCCUCUUUCAGCAGGAUAAUGCACCCUGCUACGCUGCAAAAAUAGUUCAGGAAUGGUUUGAGAAACAUUACAAGGUGUUGCAUUGGCCUCCAAAUCUCCCAGAUCUCAAUCCAGUUGAGCAUCUGUGGGAUGUGCUGGAACCACAAAUCCGAUCCAUGGAGGUCCCAUCUAGCAACUUGCAGCACUUACAGGAUCUGUAGCUAAUAUCUUGGUGUCACAUACCAUAGGACACAUUCAGUGGUCUUGCAGAGUCCAUGCCGCAACGCUUCAGAAGUGUUUUGGCAGCACAAGGGGAACCUACACAAUAUUAGGCAGGUGGCUUUAAAGUUGUGGCUGAUCAGUGUAUAGUAUAAUAUACAAGGCUUAACAUUUGAAAUCCUAUACUACUCGCCUAGCCUUAAAAGUUACCUGCCACUGCAAGCUUUAGCAUACCAGUGAUAAAUUUGGUGGACCAUAUGGUAUUUUCAUUUAAAGAGGACUAUUUCAAAUAAGGGUUAGUUUUACCUUUCUCCUGAAAAGCCAACCAAAGAGCACCCUGACCACUUAAUUUCAGUGAAGUGAUCUGGGUGCAUUGGUCCUUUAGUUUUAACCCUGCAAUGUAAAGCUUUGUAGGGUUAAAUACGCUUCUAGUGGCUGUCUGAGUAAGAACCUACUCAAACUUGGUUCUCACAGCUAACCUCUGAUUUAUCAGAGGAGCUGGGCACGCAUGCACUUUUUGUCUCCAAUACGGAACAUUGGAAUAAACCUUUUAGAAGCAUUGCUGUGAUGUCGCGGGAGGCGUAUUGAACAACUGCACUCUGUUGGUGCUGGAAAAAAGAGAAGUAAUAUGCAUUUAUUAAUUUUUAUUUUUUUUAUUCAUAUUUUGGUGGGGGUAGGCUAAAUUUAAUAAGAGGAGAGCACUAUAGGGUUAGUAACACAGAUUCCUUUUCCUUUAAAGGACCACUAUAGUGCCCUGAGGUCCCCCUCCCACCCGGCUCUGGAAAGGGGAAAGGGGUUUAAACUUACCUUUUUCCAGCGCUGGGCGGGUAGCUCUCCUCCUCCGAUCCUCCUUCUCUCCGCCCCGUCGGCUGAAUGCGCACGCGCGGCAAGAGCUGCGCGCGCAUUCAGCCGGUCACAUAGGAAAGCAUUCUCAAUGCUUUCCUAUGGACGCUGGUGUGCUCUCACUGUGAAAAUCACAGUGAGAAGCACGCAAGCGCCUCUAGUGGCUGUGAAUGAGACAGCCACUAGAGGAUUAGGGGGAAGGCUUAACCCAUUAAUAAACAUAGCAGUUUCUCUGAAACUAUGUUUAUUAAAAAAUGGGUUAACCCUAGAAGAACCUGGCACCCAGACCACUUCAUUAAGCUGAAGUGGUCUGGGUGCCUAGAGUGGUCCUUUAAUAUUAUUUAACCGUGUAAACCUGACAAUCUCACAGCUCUGCAUAUAUUGUAUAUUUUAGACUGAAACAGACACAGAAUGUUUGGAGAACCCUGCAUACAAACUAAAAUCUCCUGCUUGUUUCCCCCAAUAUACCAAUGACUAGCGAAGCAAAAAUAUGUCUUCACAACACAAUUGCAAAGUUUAAACAAAUUUAGCCAAUUUGGGUAAAGUAUCCAUUUUACAAAGUAUUAUUAAUUUCACCACAGAUUACUUUUGGAUUAAAUCACGGAGUUAUAUCUUGUGUUUCUUAGUAUUUCUUAAUACAUUCCUUUAAUUUCUUCACUGUGUAUAGUUUCCAAAUGUGGGUUCUGAUCAAAGCUUAUUUUUUUGUAAAACAGAUUUCAAAGACCAAGCAGAAUGAGAAACUAAUACGGCUGUUAGUAGAGUAUGGAGUGGAUGUUAAUGUGCAAGAUUAUGUAAGUAUUUUUAGAAUUCUUAUGUACAAACGUCUUACAAAUUCCCAUUCCAAUAUCAUACACCGAAUUCCAGUAAACCAUAAAUUCCUGCCAUAUGAUUUAUACACAGUAAUCAGACUUUCCUGACUUUCACCGAUGGACAAUAAAUGUAUGGAUGGCUCAUUUUGCAAGGUCAUAUUAGAAUAAAUGUUCUUAUAGUUAUUUGCAUUUCAUACUGGGCCACUAGAGCCAGUGGCAGACAGCAUGGAGCCUUGAAGAUACAAUAAGGUUCCCCCCACCAAUUACCCUAAAACCGGACUCCACAUUAAUAUUAAUCACAUAUCAGUCCUACGUCGUUAUUUGCUUAUUAAUUGAGAUGGAUUUAAAAAAGUCACAUGUCCGUCAAGUUCAUUAUUUCUAAGUACAUGAUUUUCUUUAACCUCAAAAACACUGGUUUAAAACUGGCCCAGAGUUUACCUUUUUACACUGUUCCAUCAGCUUUUUUUUGGAAGGGCAGUCAUGUCCAUGGGCCGUACUAAUACACUAAACAGACAUGGGGUUCUCUGGUCUUACAAAAUAUAUUUAUAUUGAUUAGUAAUACAAGCACAAAUAAACAUGGGAUGUAGUUAAGGUAUUCAAUUAUAAGUAGACCUAUACAUGCAGAAGGAAUGAUAACCCAGGAGAAGAGAUCAAGGUAAGAGAAAUCCACUCCAACCAGAUGCUUAGGAGACAAUUAAAAUGAGGACUGGUGCAUCUAACUUAUCCCAGUGAUGGUAUCCCCUUAUAUUUGGGACUCAAAGUUAUUUUGUUCCUUUGUUUGCAGUGGCAAAUAUACCAACCUGUUCCCAAAUUGUCAGAUAACAUUCUCGCAUGGACUAUGAUCCAACACACAGAACUUAAGUGAACAAAAAUAAACCAGAAUGCAAAAGCGUAUUUCGGGCCUUAGAGUAGCUAAGCUUAAUGCUAUAUAGAAUAGUACAAGAAAGACCGGUCAGGGACACAGAGAAUAUGUAGACAAGCCAAAGUUUAAGGAUAAUAGAAUGCAGAAUGGUCAAGAUGCAAGCCGGGGUCCGAUAACUUAGAUACAACUAUAGAAAACACACUUUAGGAUAACAACGAAGAAAAACCACGACAGGGCUCAACAUAAUGGCCAAAUGAGCUUAUGUAGCCCUAGGAGGCAGUAAUUGGUUAUUAGUGGUCAUGUGACCCCAGAAUGUGCGUGGUGUGUGCACAUUCACGCAACUUAUUGGGUCAGGGAAGGUGUAGCCAUCUAAGAGCUCCGAUUUGCGUCAGCCAGCAUCAGGAAAAAGACUGCAUUACAGUUCGGCCACAGAGUGCGUAGACGGGAAAGACACUACAGGCAAGAGGAUGCGCCACACCAGACUGGUCCCUGAUAGUAUUGAAUAACUCGGAGGAGUGGGUAUCCCCUCAAAUUCUGUCUCAAGUCACAAAAGGAUAUGAUCCCAUUGUACCUUUACAUUUAAAAAAAAAAUAAAAAAAUUUAAAUAUAUUCUUCCCUCCGCACUUUCAGAGAAAAGCAAAUGUCUAAUUGCAGUCUGACUGCCAAUAAUGGGAAUUACAUUUGGAUAACAUCGGAAGACAUAGAGGUUUAUAAACACCUUACAUUUCUACAGCUCAAAUGGUAAAAUAGAAUCUGACAAUAAACGACACACAUGUCGAUCCGUGAUAUGACCUUCAGCUUCUCACUUUGGAGCUAUCUCAAGGGUGUUUGAUUCACCAGCUGUUUAGCCCCUACUGCUUCUUCUUUUCCAAUUCAAAAAUCCAUAUCACGCUUUUUACAAUAUGUUGAUUUAGCCAGCGCUAUGCCUUAAGUUAAAGCUGCAUUAUACCAGUAUACAAAUAAUUGGUGGGAUACAUCUCUGGAAAACUCAGCUUUCCCGUGAGUCUAGGUUUAUGCCAAUUUUUUUUGAAAUGAAGAAUGAAUUUUUUCUGAUGCUGUCCAUAUCAUGUUUUGUUAAUAGGCCCAUUGAUCAUUUCUUGUUGUCUCUCUUACUGUAAAUCCACAGAUGAGUCACUUAACCUCAUAUUUCCCUUGCUGACCGCGUCAUCAUCCUAAUAAUGAUUGACUGGUGCUGGUGAUCUCAUAUGCUUAAAUGAACACAUUAGUAACUGUGUAUAUCGGUUUCAUCAUGCGUUGAGUGCAUCAAAUGGCCUGUUUUUGAUCUGAUAAUUGAUCAGAAUGUUCCAGAAGCAACACAAUGGUUUUCCUUGGGGAACAGAUAAGAAGUAGCAUUGAAAGCUCCUAAGUCAGAAAGCAUUCCAUUUGGAAAGUGCAUUUACAAACCGUAUCACAUGGUAUCUUAGUCUUUAACCAUGACAUUCUGUUUUGCCAGUCAAGAGAAUAUAAUGUGCUUGUUUUCCUAGCUGAAAUGAUUUGCUUGCUCGUUACAGUGUUGACAUUUUAGGUUCAUCCUAUUUGCGUAGGAGUUCUCCAAACACAAUGCUAGAACAUUAUUAGCCAAAGGGCAACCAACGUCUUUUAUGCAUACCAUUAAUCUCACAAAAAAGUAAAUGAAAAAUAUGUUUAGUAACUCCACCAGAAGCAUAUAGUAUUUAUCUAAUUUAGGGAUAUUCACGAAAGUCAGAAUUCAGGGUAAAUUUAAGAUCAAAAUAACCAACUGGAAAUAGUCAGCUAUACUUUCCAUUCAGCUUCUCUGAUCUUAAAUUUUAAAUUCUUUGAAUUCUCAUCUUACUGAAUAACCCUGCCUGUUGCAAACAUGCACCAAGAUGGCAAAAUCUAAAAUUUGUGUACACGCAAAUAAUUGGAUGUUACAGAAGCAUUCAGUGUUGCUUUAAAUUUAAGAGUCUCUCUAAAAUCUAGCAUGGAUUAUGUAAUCCGGUGACACAAAAUAUGGGAGUGCAUGAGUAAUUUGCAGUACGGUUUUGUGUUUUUCAUUGAAAUAACACAAAGUUAAAGGGACUGUUUAGGCACGAUAACUACUUUAUCAAAAUUAAGUUAUGGUGCCUGAAGGUCCCUGACGCUGACUCGAGAAUUUGAGAAUGGUUUAACCCAAAAGUCUAUGUUCCAACGCUGAAUCUCUGCCUCUUUGCCCUUCCGUUUUCCAAAAUUCUUUAAAACAGAAGGUUCUAGCAGAAUUGGGCAGCGGUCCGUUGACUCUAUUGGCCAAUCCUUUAAAACUGGCUUGAAAAGAAACUUCCCUUUUUCAAGCCAGUCUUUUAUAUAUGGGUAUAUUUGCACUUUUGUGCUGUGGGCUAAUUACACCCCCCGGUACAUGUGACUUUGGCUGCCCAGAACUUUGGUGCAGACUGCCAAGUGUUGAUUUUGUGCAAACUUUACGUCAGCCGUCAAUGCACACUUCAAUGCUCUACUUCUGCAAGGGGGAAGCUUGUGUCUUCCUUUCUUCACUGCAGCCCCCCUGUGUCCAUAUAAGCUCCAUUUAAAUGUAUUUAUUUUUUUUUUAAGAUCCCUGCUCCCUCCAUCCCUCUAGCUCAGAGCUUCCCUAUGAGAAACAUUUGAUAAGUCCCCGCAGCAGCUGCAAUGACAUCAGAUGGGGGUGUACUGAACAGCUCCGGGAAGUUUGCCUGCCACUGUUUUUUAAUUCUUUUGUUAGCAAUUGGAUAGUGGACCUAAUGAAUAAUGCCCAAUGGGGCAAUAUUUGUUUAAAUACAAAAUUAGGUUUAAAAAAAAAAAAAAAGUUUGAGUAACCCUUUAGCAAGGGAAUUGCUAAUAUUUACUUACAAUAGUUAAAAUGGGGGGGAGGGGGAGGGAAAUACAGUUUAGCUAUUUUGGCCUAAAAAAAUUAAUAUAUUGUAAAUUGUGGACAUUUACAGGGUUAGAGAAUAACCUUUCUAGUUACUACCUCUCUCUCUGGACCUUCAUUCAAGCAAAAUGUUUCUAGGCAGCAAGCUGGAACACAAGAAUAUAUAUGUGAUGAUUUGUAAUCAUGAAUAAUUAAUUAGGUAAUUGCAAAAUGAUAAGAUAAGUGUUGCUGGUUUUCCUGUUAGUUUAUUAUCAAAUAUAUGUCUGUAUGAUACAUAUGUUUAAUAGUUGUCAAAGCUUCUCAAUUGUACAUUAAAGCCAUAUCUUUAUUUGGACUUUAAUCUAGAACAUGCUUAAAACCCAUUUCUAUAGGAACUGAACAUUGGGUUGUAUGUUCACUAGUAAAGUACUGAAAGCUUAAUUUGAAAAAUUAACGUAAAUAUCUUUUGUUUCAGCUAGGAAACACUGCUCUUUAUUAUGCAUGCAAGAUGAAAAGUCAAACUAUUGUACCAAUUCUUAUUGACGCACAAGCAGAUCCGUAUUUAAAGAACAAGGCAAGUAUAAAAUACAGAUUGUGAGGUGUACUUAAAGUGACACUAAGCAUCAAUACCACUUAAGCCUCUGAAGUCUCAGUGCUCAAUUCUCUGCCAUUUAGGAGUAAAAUCACUUCCGUCUCUGUUUAUGCAGCCCUGGCUCACACAGCCUGCAUGGAAAAAAAAGAAAGAUGUUUUGCUCUAUAAGCUCUUAUCUCCUUCUCUGUAAGUUGACCUUUAAUCACAUACUGGAUGCUCCUGUAACGGGGUAUUAACAGUACAUGAGAUAAGAAAUUCUUAAUUAAACAGAAUGUGCAACAAAGGAAGUUUAAACAUUAGAUGUCUCUUUACAGGAAGUGUUUAGGAAGGCUGUGUGAGUCACCUGCAGGGAGGUGUGACUAGGGCUGUAUAAACAAUGUGAUUUAUCUCCUAAAUGGCAGAGAAUUGAGCAGUGAGACUGCAUGGGCAUGAUGUGUAGACCAAAACUGCUUCAUUAAGCUAAAGGUGUUUAGGCACCUAUAAUGUCCGUUUAAAUGUGUAUUGGUGGUUGUAGAUGUGUAACAGAUUUUGGGGGUCAAAGUUAAACACUUUUUCUAUUUUAAUUUUAUUAAAAAAGUAUAGUAUAUGAUGAAAAUAAUAUCUUUAGAGAAGAUAAGGUAUAUAAUAUGUGUGGGUAUAGUAAAUGAGUAAGAGGAAAAUUACAGCUAAACACAAACACCACAGAAAUGUAAAAACAGCCCUGGUCCUUAACGGUAAGAAAAUUGAAAACAGUUUGGUCAUUAAGGGGUUAAUAAAAAGGUUAGCUUUGGUUCAUUCUUAUCAGGUGUGUGUGUUUAUAUAAUUUUAAAAAGCAUAUUCCACAGCUCUACAAUAGGGGUACUAACAAACCUAUAGGUGAACUUAAAGAGCUGGACACACUGAAAGAAAGUAUUGAAAUACUUUGUAAAUCUUUAUUUUAUUUUUUGUAAAGGAUGGAGAGAGCCCAAUGGAUAUUGCAACGAGGUUAAAAUUCACCAAAAUCAUGAGCUCCCUAAAGAAGUCAUCCUGAAAUGGAAGUUGAAUGGUCUGUAGCUAUGCGUCUCUCUCUGUGCACUGGUCACACUUAGAAAUGUACAUACUGUAAUGUUCUCUUUGAGACAGAAGUUAAUGUUGGAUGUCUAUUUAAUAUUGCGUGUGUCUUUGAAAAUGGUCUCUUUAGAGGGUUUUACUGUGCAAAUAGUUUAGUUUACGGAAACUGUUUGAGCACAUUUUUUCUCCGGUGUACUCACGGUUUUUAAUGGCAUAUCUGGAUUUCUGCAUUGAUAAAUGAUAAAAUUGCUUAUUACGGACCUUUUGGGCUAGCCAAUCCUUCUGAAAGGCUGCAAGCAAUUAAAAAAAAAAUAUAUAUAUAAAUGAAAAAAAUACUAGCCUAUCUAAACUGAAAUAGAGGAAGGCCCUACUCUAAUAAAUUGUAAGAAGGAUGUAUGACAAAAGGAGUAGACAAACUGGGUUAGUUACUAAAGUGAAUUCCAAAUUUAAGACCAAAUGUAGCCGAACUGAAAACAUAGCUGCAUUAGACAAUUUUUCCUGUUAAUCUAUUUCGAUCUUAAAAUUUGAAAUUCACUUUUUUUUUUUGCAAAUAAUUCUGAUAGUGUUACCUUUCAUAUAGUUUAAUUUAUGGGUUAUCUGCGUUUGUGCAAAUAUCGGUGCAUCAUAGGUUUGCUUCACUUACUUCAAAUCUCACAGAAUUAAUAAUCAAAAGGUAGAACGUACAAGCCACUGGCACUACUUGGUUUUCAAUUAAGUCACUAUUCUGUCCUGAUUUGUUGCAUAUAUAAAGUAAUCUACAACCCAUUUUGAGAAUAGUCCCCACACAUUACACACAAUCCAACAUUUCUGAAGCACAUAUUCUUAUUAGAAUGUUUAAGGGAAAUGCACUGUACAAAAUAUUACAGAAAUAGCAUUGUUUUGUAUUGGAUGUUUGUUAUAAUAGGUUUUCCUUGCUAUAAAUGUUUGAUCAUAGCAUAUUUUGUCACUUAUAUCAGUUUAAUGUUCCCUGGAAUUCCAGGUUUAUGAAGUACAAUUUUCAAAAUGCUGACCCUGCCUAGAGACCUGCCAAGUUUUGCAAUCUAUACAAAUGUUUUCUCUAAUAAACACAAAUGCAUUUUUAAAUUACGUUUGUAAAACACUUUACACUCACACAGUUUUGUAAUAAAUAUUUAUAAAAUUAUUUAUUGCUUGAUUAAUCAAAAAAGGUCAUGGAUAUUUUAAAAAGUGGAACAAUGAUUGAAUUAAAAACUGUAUUCCAAAACAGAUUUGUAUAGCGAUGAAAGCACAAAAAUAGCAUUACAGAAUGGUUAAUCCAAAAACACAGAACCUAUGAAUUAACUCUCGUGCAAUUCAGAAUUUUUUUUUUUAUUUUUUACAUAUAAAUAUAUACAUACACGAUUCAGUAAAAAUGUGUUAAGAGUAUAUAAAUGUUUAUAUACAAUAUCAGAGAAAAUAUUUAAAUCUGCAGUCUAGUCAACUACUCCCAUCGCUCACUUUAAGACGCAAGCAGAACCUUGUAGUCUAAAAGUAUUAAACCUGAAUAAUUCCAUUUACCUGCAUGAGUUGUGUCCAUGAUUCUUUUCCACGUUGAUGAACUGGCAUGUGUGGUUCUAUGUCACAUGGGCUGCUUUUGGAUAACCUCAUUUACAUGAGCAUGCUUGUUAUUCUUAAAACAUAAGGUGGACACCAUAGUCUUCCCAAAUAUGCCCUUUGAAAUAAUGAUUGGAGCAUACCCCACCUUUUGAUUCCAGGUAACUAGUAGAGAAUGUUUUAGGGCUCCGCAUAUGAACUUAUGUUACCAGGCCAGUUUUCCGCUACUUAGGUCUUCUGGAAAACCUGUUUUUAAACACAGUUGUUCUACAUACUGAAGGGUAACAUUAUAUAUUUAUGAUAACCGUAACUGCCAAAAGAUUAAGAGUAAAAGCUAGCAAUUGUUUUAUCAUUUCAUCUCUUACAUUUGCAUCUCUCAUGACACAGAGGGCCAAUAUGGUUGAUGUUCUCCACUUAUGAAUAUGUGCCAACUGUAAACACAGCCUGCAUGAAAGAUUGUUUGUUUGCUUUAACAGACACUACACCUUGAACUUCAAUGUUUCUGCCAUAAUAAUUACUAUUAGACUUUAAAUUAAUGGAACAGUGUUUCUUAACAUUCCUGCGCUACUGUAAACAUUCACUGGUUACCAAAUCAAAGGAGGUGUGUAAAACAAUGGAACUUGUUUGGCGAAAUGAUUUUACCAAAUUAAACGGGAAGAUUAAGAAAUACAACUUUAAAAUCUGACCGGUUCAUACCAUCAAAUGAAAAGCUAAAUUUCUUUGGACAUCUACUUCAAAACUGGUGAUUUGACAAACAUUAAAAUAUUAUCAAUAUAUUUAAAUGUUUUAAUACAAUCAUUUCAGAAAUAGAUUAGAAAUUGACACUUCUAGAAAUUUGUUACAUCCACCUGUCUGUCAAUGAGGCAGCUGGUCCUAUUACUGCCAGGAUGUUUGGUAGAGAGACAGCAAUUGCCCAGAGUCUUGCAAAGACUUCUGAUUUAGCUGUAUUGGUAAGUAUGUGAUUGGACGGAUACAGAAAGUCUGGGCGGGUUAGAAGGGGAUGACUUGCAAAGGCUGCAGACAAGAGAACUGCAAGCUGUUUUUAUAUAUGGCCAAAUGAAAAUAAAAGCAUAAUUAAAGCGUGGUUUGUGAUAGUUUGGCAGUGGAGUGUACCCUUUUCAAUCUGUUUAAGGAACAACAAUAAUUAGAUCCUGAUUCUGUGUGAUCUAUUUAACAGCAGAUCAGCUAAUUUCUAGCAUUCGCCAAUUUUCUCUUCCAUGUACUGUUAAAUCCGCUCAGCUACCAGGUUCUCAUUUUGUGCUGGCAUCACAUGCUCUCACGCAGACUUUAAAAAAUAUAUAUAUAUAUAUAUUUUUUUUUAUUUAUUAACAUUUACCGAUCGGUUUAAAAAAAAUGGAAAAUGUCCACCUCCUCAAAAACUGUCAGAUCUAAGAGCAGGAAUGACAGAUACGUGUUCCAUAGCUUACUUAGAUAAACUAUAGUAAUCUGUUUUGAGUACUGCUUUAACCCCUUGAGGACACAUGACAUGUGUGACAUGUCAUAAUUCCCUUUUAUUCCAGAAGUUUGGUCCUUAGGGGGUUAAAGGUCUAGGCACGCCGUGUAGCGAUUAUGGAGUUAAGCCCAGUUUCUUGGGCAAACUGUUUAAAGGAACACUAUAGUCACCUAAAUUACUUUAGCCAAAUAAAGCAGUUUUAGUGUAUAGAUCAUUCCCCUGCAAUUUCAAUGCUCAAUUCACUGUCAUUUAGGAGUUAAAUCCCUUUGUUUCUGUUUAUGCAGCCCUAGCCACACCUCCCCUGGCUAUGAUUGACAGAGCCUGCAUGAAAAAAAAAACUGGUUUCACUUUCAAACAGAUGUAAUUUACCUUAGAUCAUUGUAUCUCAAUCUCUAAAUUGAACUUUAAUCACAUACAGGAGGCUCUUGCAGGGUCUAGCAAGCUAUUAACAUAGCAGAGGAUAAGAAAAUCUUAAUUAAACAGAAUUUGCAAUAAAGAAAGCCUAAAUAGGGCUCUCUUUACAGGAAGUGUUUAUGGAAGGCUGUGCAAGGCACAUGCAGGGAGGUGUGACUAGGGUUCAUAAACAAAGGGAUUUAACUCCUAAAAAGCAGAGGAUUGAGCAGUGAGGCUGCAGGGGCAUGUUCUAUACACCAAAACUGCUUCAUUAAGCUAAAGUUGUUCAGGUGACUAUAGUGUCCCUUUAAGUGAUUUAACCAAAACUGACGGUCUCAUACGCAUCCUCUAGAUUCGCCCCCUUUUCACACAGAGAUGUACAUUACAGCUAUGCCCGUGCAAUUGUUCCAACGCAUACAUUACCACAAUGCAUGGUAUAAAAACCUAUUUAAAAAAAAUAAAUAGUAUUUUUACAAACAAAUUUAGCCAGUGCAAAGCACAUUAACCCCUUAAGGACCAAACUUCUGGAAUAAAAGGGAAUCAUGACAUGUCACACAUGUCAUGCACCUACAGCUUAUUUAAAUUGUUCUGGUGAGUAGAAUCAUUACCUUUAAGCUUUUUGCUGUAAACACUCUUUUCAGAGAAAAUGCAUUGUUUACAUUACAGCCUAAUGAUAACUUCGCCGGCCACUCCUCAGCUGUUAGAGAGCAUUCCUGGGUCAUUGCUGCCUAAAUUUCAUCCAAACAUGGUGUCUCCACCCUCUGCAUGUAGACACUGAACUUUCCUCAUAGAGAUUCAUUGAUUCAAUUCAUCUCUAUGAGGAGAUGCUGAUUGGCCAAGGCUGGGUUUGACUUGUGCGGUGGGCAGGUCUAAAGGAAAUUGGGACUAAGUAAGCAGCUGCAGACUUGACUACAUUUAGGGAGGCAUGAGGGGACCAGGGUGGCUAGAUGGUGGUUUUAUCCCUAUAGGGUCAGGAAUACAUGCCUGUGUUCCGGACCCUAUAGUGCUCCUUUAAAUGACAGAAUUUCAUGUGAUUGUUUUUUUGUUUUUUUUUAAAUACAAAAAACCAUUUUUACAAUCCAAGAUAUUUAUUUACUUUACCUUCCAGUGCUAAAAAAAAAAAAAAAAGACACAGAAGUACCAUUUCCUAUUUCUAAUGACUAAAUUCUGAUGGUCAUAUAAUCACCAAUUUCUGGCCAGGGAAGAUAUAGUUAAGAGCUAGCAUUCCUUGUUUACAGUGUAUGCUAUUCUUUAUGUGGCUCCAUAUAAUCCAGUCUCAAACAACCAUAUCACAAUUCCUUCUAUAAGGCAAAUAGGGGUCCUGUAAGAAUCUAAAUAAAAAAAUAAUAAUAAUAAUGGUAGAAAUAGCUUUUUAGAUUUUGACUUGAACACCUGAACUACCUGAGAACAUUCACACUGCGCAAACCAUUCUUUCACUUGCAGCAGCUAUGCUUUGAGGAAGAAAUAGAAUAUUUGGUUUAGAAUACAAUCAGUACCUAAUUUUGCAGGUGAUUCAUGCUUUCAGAUGGAUUAUCAGUUGAUCCAGUAGUUUAUCAGUAUCAUUUGGCAGAUCACCUGCCCUGCCGACUACUAGAAAAUAAUUGUAUCUUAGACUAUCAAUGAGAUGACUGAUAGUCCGUUGUAAACAUCACAUCAGUUGCAAAGUUAAUACAAAACAAAAUAUUCCUACAUCAAAUCAAAAUGAUAUUCAUGGGAAGAAAAAUAUCAAAAUAUGUUUUAUCAAGACACAAAAUACUCUUUAACUAGAGUGAUGCAAUAGUGGUUCUGGCUCCAUAGAGUAGCGUCAGAAAGGAGUAAUGGCAUUUUGGUUCAGUGAUAUUCGGCACCUUGAAAAUGAAAUACUGUUUGCAUUAUAGGACACCGUUAAAAGCACAGUAACGUAAGGCAUGGAGUCCUGAGUGAAAGUUUUUGAUAUAUGCCUUUUGCUCAGUUACUGCAAAUUACUAUUGGUCACCUAUAAAAUAUGUAGCAGCAGCGCACUUGGUAUAAGUAUGGCUUGACAAUGUGAUCCUCUAGCAAUAUAGGGUCAAACAUUACUUUCUGAUUGGCCCUGGAUAUACUCAUUCAUUUUGUAGCCAUACCUUUAAAAAUCAACAUUUAGCAAAAGCACCUGAGUUAAGUCUGCAAUAGUUGGAAGACAGUCCUUGGUUAAGAUUUCCAGUUUCAAAUGCCAAUACUAGAGGAGUGUUCUAGCACCUGACUGUAGAAAUAUUCACGGAUAUUUUUUCAUCAAUUCGAGGAUUUCGUUGUACAUGCGAUAAGGUGCAUCUAAUCCCCAGAUGAAAUCUAGAUGUUCCCAUUCUGGAAUCUCCUUGUGAUAAACCAAAUUACUGACUUGUGUAAGCAACAUGGCAAUAUCCUUGCGGUCUGCUAGCCAGUCAUUGCCUCCAGUCCACAGGGCAGUUGGGACCUUCAUAUUUCUCACAUUGUACAUAGGGGGAGUGCUCUGAAAGAAAAAGCACGGUCAGAAUAAUAUGGUGCUUAGGUUUCCA